Molecule: messenger RNA, 3387 nt
Organism: Calidris pugnax (ruff)
Lineage: Eukaryota; Metazoa; Chordata; Aves; Charadriiformes; Scolopacidae
Gene: KLHL35
Product: kelch like family member 35
Exons: 6
Coding region: 62-1828 (588 amino acids)
Molecular function (GO): protein binding
Source: RefSeq, a predicted model, not a curated record
GGGCAUUGCAGUCAGAUAUUUUAAUAACGUACUGUUCUCCUGUCUCCUUCCCUGCCUCCCAAUGAGGAUGCAUCGAAUGAUGAAAGAAGAAUCGAGUUUCAGGACAAGCAGCCUGGAAAAUGCGACGCGGGACCCGAGCAAAGAAAAGCUGCACAUGAAACACUGCAGCGGGUCCUGCCACGCCAAGCAGAUCCUCCAGACGCUGAACUCCUACCGGCAGAGCGGCAUCUUCACAGAUGUGGUGCUAUUAAUUGAUGGACAAGAAUUCCCCUGUCACCGUGCCACUUUGUCAGCCAACAGCACCUAUUUCCGGGCCAUGUUUGGUGGCAAUCUCAAGGAAGGCCACCAGGAUAUCAUCAAUAUCCAGAAGAUUUCUGCUUCCACGAUGUCUCUUCUUCUUGAUUAUAUGUAUGGGGGGAAUAUCAUCAUUCAGGAAGACAACGUUGAAGGCAUCUUGGAACUCUCUGACUUGCUGCAGAUCUCCAAGCUCAGAGAUGCUUGUGUCACCUUCCUUGAAGGCCAGCUUCACCCAUGCAAUUGUCUGGGCAUCAUGAAGUUUGCAGAUUCAUUCUCCAUUGCGUCUCUGACAGAAAAGAGCAAGAGGUUCAUGCUGGAGUGUUUUGUGGAGGUCUCGUGUCAUGAAGAGUUCCUGGAGAUGGGUGUGAAGGAGCUGGUUGAAUAUCUGUCUGAUGAGCAGCUGGUGGUCCCCAAGGAAGAAGUGGUCUUUGAAGCAGUCAUGCGCUGGGUACGACAUGACGUACCUGCCAGAAAGGGAGCCUUGAAGGAUCUCCUUGAGCAUGUGCGUCUGCCCCUGCUUGACCCCACCUACUUCCUGGAGAAGGUGGAAAUGGAUGGACUCAUCCAGGACUCAAAGGAGUGCAUUCCUCUGCUGCAUGAGGCCCGCAAAUACUACAUCCUCGGGAAUGAGGUCAGCUCUUUGCGAUCAAGGCCCAGAAGGUUCAUGGAGCUGGCAGAAGUCAUCAUCGUCAUUGGGGGCUGUGAUAAGAAAGGCCUCCUGAAGCUGCCCUUCACGGACCUCUACCACCCGAAGAGCAGGCAGUGGACAGCCCUCUCCAGCGUGCCUGGCUACACCAAGUCAGAGUUUGCUGCCUGCACACUGAAGAACGAUGUGUACAUAUCAGGAGGACACAUCAGCAGCAAUGAUGUUUGGGUGCUGAGCUCCCAGCUGAACGUCUGGAUCAAGGUUGCUUGUCUGCAGAAAGGCCGAUGGAGGCACAAAAUGGCAACGCUUCAGGGCAAGAUCUAUGCUGUGGGAGGUUUUGAUGGUUUUUACCGCCUCUCUAGCGUGGAGUGCUAUGACACCUUCUCCAACAGCUGGUCAACCUUGGCCCCGCUGCCUCAAGCCGUGAGCUCGGCGGCCGUGGUCUCCUGCCUGAACAAGCUCUACGUGAUGGGUGGUGCUGUGGAUGACACUGCUAACACUGACAAGGUGCAGUGCUAUGAUCCAGAGGACAACAAGUGGACGCUCCUGUCUCCGACCCCUUUUUAUCAGAGAUGCAUCAGUGCCGUCUGCUUGGACAACAUAAUUUAUGUUGUAGGUGGACUGCUCAGUAAAAUCUUCAGCUACGACCCAAGGGAAGACAGCUGGCGAGAAGUGGCCACCCUCCCUGGGCCUCUGGAGAGCUGUGGCCUGACGGUGUGCGGAGGGAAGAUUUACAUCCUGGGUGGCCGAGAUGAGAAUGGGGAAGGCACGGACAAAGCCUUCACUUUCGACCCGGUGACGGGGAUGGUGGAGCAGCAGCCACCACUGCAGCGCUGUACCAGCUAUCACGGCUGUGUCACCAUCCUCCAGCGAAUGAACAGAUGACCACAGGGCUCCAACGGCGUCCACCUCCCACCCAGAGCCUCCCCUUGAGACAGUGGCCAUCCAGAGUGUGGAUGGACAUCUCACCUUUGUGCGGGGAAGGGCAAUCCAAGCCACUGAAGAAGGUGUGCUCCAGCCAGCCCCUGGGAAGCCUCUGUUUUGUUUUUUUUCCUGGCCUGAUGAUGCCAGUGUCUUUGAUACUGACCUAGGUGAGAAGAGGAAAAGGGUGCUGGGCUGUGUGAAGCUGCAUCACAGACCUUGCCACAGAAGGAUUCAAAUACCCUUGCAGCCCCUGGAACCUCUGAAUUUGACCUUUAUGUAGAUUUUCCUAGCUGUAUAUUACAGUUUUUUGUUAUGUUGGCAACAGAGGCUCAUGUCCUUCAAGGACAUGUGUUUGCUGUUUUCUGACACCCAAGUCUGUUGCAGUGAUAACUGUUACAGGAUCCAAUUCUUUAGCUAAAGCCACCUGAUAUUUGUGCAUUUAGCCCUGUAGAACCACAGUGCUGACCUAAAUGGUCAUUAACAUCCAUGAAUGGUUAGUCCCAUUACAGUGGAGAGAUGAGAUUGAGACUCCAAAGCUGAUAGCCCAAGAAAAUUCCUCCACUAAAUCCCUGAAAGCCUGAUUAAAUAGGCCAGGCUCUGACUCCAUUCUGCACUUGCUGUAUGAGGGUCUAUUCCCCUAAAGCACUGAGUGCUGUCUCCUUUCAUACAGGUUUUGUGGUUGGACUGCUAUCUCACUGUGUCUUUGUCCUCGAGAGGACAAGUGGAUGAUAUGGCCAAGAGUGGUUCUUUGGAGAGUAACGUGCAGGAAUCAAGCAUGAAGGCCUGAAACAUGGUUGGUAGCCACAGAAUCACAUCUGGCUCAUUUUGGCUCUAGAGUAUGCUAGCAAGCAAUUAAAAUACACUGAAUAUUUAACAGAUUUGAUACAAAGUCCCCUGGAGCUUGAAUGUGCAGCUCAUUUGGAGGGCAAGUGUGCGAUUACACAGGCUGUGUUGCUCCAAGCCAGUUGGUCUCAGGUCUAGAAUGAUCCUGAGCACAUUUGAUCUGGUUAGAAUAGCCAUAGUUUUUGGCAUCAGUGUCUUUUUAGUCCAUGCCUGGAACGGGCAAUUUCUGAUGGGUCCGUGUAAAUGUUCAUGUUGCUCAAUUAGGGACUUAGUUGCUGCCAAAAGUAGAGUGGGGAUCUCUUAAAAACUCCUUUUACUUGUGCUUUGCAGGGUGCACCCCUUUACAGCAGCUGCUGGCUGGCUGCUGUUUUCUCUGCACCUUCCUCUCCCCACACCAAUGUUGACUUCUUCCUGAAGUAGAGGACACAACUAUGUCCACUGGCCCAGGUACUCCCCUUUUCAGGGUCUUUUAAUUGUCUUAAACCUCCUGGUUUUCCUGCUUUCCCCCAUAUAGCUGUUUUUUAUGUGGUCCUCUUUAGUGUUUCUGUUUUCUGUGAACUAUGAGAAGUUCACCUCUUCUUCAUCAGGCUUACCUGUAAAACACGGCAAAAAGAAGUCCCUGCUGAAGAACCAAAAUUGUCUGUAAAUGGGGCCCACUGGUCUCCUCUUCUCUUUAG